This is a messenger RNA of Adineta ricciae, 315 nucleotides long. The record is from the annotation of a GenBank genome assembly. Lineage: Eukaryota; Metazoa; Rotifera; Eurotatoria; Adinetida; Adinetidae.
AUGCUGAUGACAGACGCAAGGAAAUCCGUAGUUUAUGUUGUCGCUGAUCUUUGGCCGUUCCCUGAGAAAGCAAAAGAAGCUAAACAAAUCUUAAUUGCAGUCGUACCCGAAGCAAAAAAAGAACGAUCGUGUCUGAAAUAUGAAUUAUGCGAAAAUUACAACGAUCAGGCGCAGUUGACACUGCUUCAAGCUUGGUCAACCGAAGAAGCCCUCGAAGCUCAUCUCAACGGCGAAUUAAUCACGAAAGCCAGUGAAAAUCUUCGAACGCUUCUCGCUCUACCAACAGUCAUCCGGCGGUAUAAAAAUAUCGGCUAA